AAAACCAAUACCAUAGUAAUAAUAUUUUCCUUCUGUUGUGCACUACACUAAAAAACCAUGACAGUAGCAAAUGAAAAACCAAAAAUUCUCAUGGUGUCUGCGGCCUUUCAAGGCCACAUAAACCCGAUGUUAAAGGUUGCUAACCGACUCAUUUCAAACGGUUUUCAUGUCACCUUUGCCAUAACAGAAAACUGUCGCGACAACAUACUCAAAAACAUCCCUAACUCAAACUCUAGUUCAGGACUCGUACUCGAUUUCUUUUCUGACGGUCUAAGUCUUGACUUUGACCGCUCUGAUGUAAAAACCUUAAUCGAAACCCUCCAAGAAAAGGGUCCAAUUAACCUUUCAAAUCUCAUCAAAAACCACACUAAAAAUCAAAACUUUUCAUGUGCCAUUGUCACCCCUUUUGUUCCUUGGGCUAUUGAUACUGUUGCCCAACAUGAAAUCCCUUGUGCAAUGCUUUGGAUACAAGCUUCAGCUUUGUAUUCAAUUUACUAUCAUUACUUCAAAAACAAUGACAUUUUUCCAAGUUUGGAGGAUCCUAAUGAGACGGUCCAAUUACCUGGUUUACCUAUCUUAGAGGUUAGAGAUCUUCCUACUUUCAUUCUCCCUUCUUAUCCUCUUCAUUUCAAGGAAGUUGUGGAAAAUUCAUUCAAAGAUUUGGAGAAAGUGAAAUGGAUUUUAGGUGCUUCAUUUUUUGAGAUUGAAAAAGAGAUAGUGGAAUCAAUGGAUUCACUAACUCCAAUUUAUCCAAUUGGACCAUUGGUAUCACCUUUUCUUUUAGGUGAAAAAGACACAAAUGAUUUAAGUCUUGAUAUGUGGAAUGCUGAAGAUUCAUGCAUAGAUUGGCUUGAUAACAGACCAAAUUCAUCAGUUAUUUAUAUAUCAUUUGGUAGCAUAAUUGUUUUUUCAGAAAAACAAAUGGAAAAUAUAAUUAUAGCUUUGAAGAAUAGCAACAAAGAUUUUUUGUGGGUUUUCAAGCCAGCAAAUAAUGGAGGAAGUGAGAAAGAGGAUUCUACUUUGGAAUUGCUAAAUGAGUUUAAGAAAGAAAGUGAAGGAAAAGGUAUAGUUGUGAAAUGGUGUCCACAAGAGAAGGUGUUAAUGCACCCUGCAGUUGCUUGUUUCAUAAGUCACUGUGGUUGGAAUUCAACACUUGAGACAGUUGUAGCUGGUGUCCCUGUUAUUGGUUGGCCUACUUGGACUGAUCAACCAACAAAUGCUACACUUAUUGAGAAUGUGUUUAAGAAUGGAGUGAAAGUGAGUUAUGGAGAAGAUGGUGUUGCAAGUGCUGAAGAAAUUGAGAGGUGCAUUUGGGAGGUUAUGGAUGGACCAAAUGCUAGUGAGAUUAAGCAGAGGGCUGUGGAAAUUAAGGAGUCAGCAAGAAAUGCUUUGAAGGAAGGUGGUAGUUCUAGUAACAAUUUUAAUAAGUUUAUUGGUGAUUUGUUGGCUAAGAAUUAAUGAUUUUCUGAUGACAUUUGCUUAAAUUUAUGGUCAGAAAAUUGUUUAGA
Molecule: messenger RNA, 1508 nt
Organism: Cicer arietinum (chickpea)
Lineage: Eukaryota; Viridiplantae; Streptophyta; Magnoliopsida; Fabales; Fabaceae
Product: UDP-glycosyltransferase 84B2
Molecular function (GO): quercetin 3-O-glucosyltransferase activity; abscisic acid glucosyltransferase activity; quercetin 7-O-glucosyltransferase activity
Source: RefSeq, a predicted model, not a curated record